UUAUUACUCUCUGUGUGGCACCCAUUUUUCCAACCGGAAUAUCUCAUUCCUUGUGGAAAUUCAAUUCUCUUUUUAAGUGGUGCAAAAGCUUAAGCUUUCCACCACAUUGCUUCUCCCAUUUUUCAUUUUUCUCAAAUAAUGUCUCUCAAAUUCUUCAAACCCCUUUUUGAUUCUUUCUCAUGGCCCCUUGAAGAACUCAAUAUUGAGCAAAAGGGGGUAUUUUUCUCCUAUUUUCUUGGCAUUUUAGCUUUAUUAUGGUUCCUUUGGUUUUUCAUCAGUAACUCAAACAAGGGACUGCCACCGGGGCCUAAAGCUUUGCCCUUGAUAGGUAAUCUCCAUUCUCUUGAUCCUGAACUCCAUACCUAUUUUGCAUCUCUGUCCCAAAAUUAUGGCCCCAUUUAUAGACUAUGGCUUGGUAAAAAAAUUGGGAUUAUUAUUACUUCUCCUGCUUUAGCUCGUGAGGUGCUUAAGGAUCAAGAUACCAUUUUUGCUAACAGAGAUGUGCCUGCUGCUGGUAGAGAAGCUACAUAUGGUGGCGAAGACAUAACUUGGACUCCUUAUGGACCGAAAUGGCGUAUGUUGAGGAAGGUUUGUGUUCGUGAUAUGCUUAGUGGUUCUACUUUAGAUUCUGUUUAUGCACUAAGGAAAAGGGAGCUUAGACAGACAAUCAAUUACUUGUAUAAUCAGGCGGGAUCGCCUGUGAAUGUUGGUGAACAGAUGUUCUUGACUGUGCUUAAUGUGAUUACAAGCAUGUUAUGGGGUGGCACAGUGAAAGGUGAAGAAAGAGCUAAUCUUGGGGCAGAGUUUAGGCAUGUUGUGAAUGAGAUGACUGAGCUGUUAGGUACUCCAAAUGUUUCCGAUUUUUACCCGGGAUUGGACUGGUUCGAUUUGCAGGGUGUUACAAAGAAGAUGAAAGUGUUGGCAAAGAAAUUUGAUAAGAUAUUUGAGAGCAUGAUUGAUCAAAGACAAAAAUUGGAUAGAAAAGGGGUUGUCCAAGAAAGCAAGGAUUUUUUGCAAGUUUUGCUGAAGUUGAAAGAUGAAGCAGAUGCCAAAAUGCCUCUGACUAUGACUGAACUCAAAGCCUUACUUAUGGAUAUGGUUGUUGGUGGAACUGACACUACCGCCAACACAGUUGAGUUUGCCAUGGCUGAAAUUAUGAACAAACCAGACGUCUUGAGGAAAUUACAACAAGAACUAGAUACAGUGGUGGGAAAAGAUAACAUAGUGGAAGAGUCUCAUAUUCAACAGUUAUUAUAUUUAUAUGCAGUUAUGAAAGAAGCCUUGCGUUUACAUCCAGCUCUUCCACUCUUGGUGCCACAUUGUCCUAGUGAGACAGUUACUGUUGGAGGAUACUCUGUUCCUGAAGGAUGUCGUGUUUUCAUAAAUGUAUGGGCUAUACAGCGAGAUCCUUCUAUCUGGAAAAAUCCAACUGAGUUCCAUCCAGAGAGAUUUUUGGACAAUAAGUGGGAUUAUAGUGGAAAUGAUUUCAACUAUUUCCCAUUUGGUUCUGGCAGAAGAAUCUGUGCGGGGAUUGCCAUGGCAGAGAGGAUGUUCAUGUAUUCACUGUCUUCACUCAUUCAUUCUUUCGACUGGAAAUUGCCCGAAGGAGAGACAUUAGACCUUACAGAGAAGUUUGGGAUUGUUCUGAAGAAGAAAAUGCCUCUGGUGGCUAUACCUACUCCAAGAUUAUUCAAUCCAACACUGUAUGAGUAAAGUAAAAGAUGCUACUCUAUCCUGGGAAUGGUUUAUGAACAACUCAAUGUCCGCUGUUCCAUGUGAAAUGACUAAUUUUUCCAUGACUACUUAAAUAUUGUAUACUUAAUCGAAUUUGAAAUAAUAAUACAUGUAUUACUCUCAUUGGGUAUGUUGUUGUUGUUGUAAUACAUGUAUUACUGUAUUGGAGCACUUACUUUAUUUUAAUGCAAUGAACCAAAUGGACAAUAACAAAUAUCAAUACUGCACUAAUUAUUAUAUGCUUCACAACAAAUCUUUAUAUUGUAAUUCGUGGGUAACUAAUCCCUACGAGUAUGGUUUGAUGAGAACAUAGGCUUGUAGUUAUUCUCAUUGAGGUUUGCAAUAUCCUGUUUCCUGCCUUUUGCUAGUGUCUUUAUAUGACUAUUGAAAUGUGUUUGUAGUGAUUAUGCUUGUCUUUUGUACAUGGAGAUGUGUUCCCAGUAACUGGGAUCCAUGUCUAAUUAAUUCAGUGGUUUCUAUACAGUUGGUACACAUCAAGAAUAUGAAACCUGCAACUCAGUGUGCCUGAAUCACCAGUAUUUGAUUAGAUUCAUUCCAGAAUUUUCUCAACCCAUUUAAAAAUACCUAAUCAAGCUAUUCUUCUGCUGACAGUUUCCUUGUUCAAAAUGGUCGUAUGUGUGUUCCGGAUGGCAUCCAGAAGCGAUCAUUUCUGAGGUGCACAGUACGCCACUCACUUCUAGCUGUCGUUUCAGAAAGGUUUGGGCACACAUUUUAAUCUUAGCACGAUUUUCCACCCGCCGAUAGACGGCAAGCAGAAGGACCAUUCAAAUGCUUGAUGAUAUGUUAUGAGCUUAUGUAAUGGAUUUAUGAGGUAACUGGGAUGAUCACCUUCUGUUGAUAAAGUUCGAUAAAACAACAGCUAUCCGACGAGCAUCCAAAUGGUCGUUUGAGGCCUUUGUAUGGGCAACGAUGUAGAUCACCUAUAGGUUGGUUGAACCGAGUAGAGUGAAGCUGAUUGGCCCAAUCUUGUACAUGAAGCCCGAGAAAAGGUAAAGAAUAUUCCAAAGAAAGGCUUAAGACAAUUCAGAAUUGUCCAAAGUUCUAUUGGGACAGGCAAUAAUCAAUAUUGAAAGUUGAGCUUCGUGGGAGGUUCUUAUUACCAUCCAUUGAUAGGUUUGAUAGGUGAGUUCGUAGAUAUACCCUUCGGUGAGGUGUUAUGGCAUAAUCAUAAUUCCAAGUAGGGGUGUAUAUGGACCGGGUUGGUUCGGAUUUUUUACAAAUCAAACCAAACCAUUUGUGUCAGGUUAUUAAAUCUAUAAACCAAACCAAACCAAUAAAAGUCGGGUUUUUCGAUA
Solanum dulcamara is the source of this 3050-nucleotide messenger RNA. RefSeq names its product flavonoid 3'-monooxygenase CYP75B137-like. The record is from RefSeq and is a predicted model, not a curated record. Bases 139 to 1713 code for a protein of 524 amino acids. Lineage: Eukaryota; Viridiplantae; Streptophyta; Magnoliopsida; Solanales; Solanaceae. The transcript has 2 exons. Gene Ontology annotation, molecular function: oxidoreductase activity, acting on paired donors, with incorporation or reduction of molecular oxygen; heme binding; iron ion binding.